UGGAAAGCAGAACCAUUUCAUUUUGUGUGUUUGAACUUAUCUUUCCGAGGUGUAAACCAAAAGCUAAGAAACAAAGAAGCCAAAAGGAACUUUUCCUGUGUUUGGAGUGUUGGAAUCUCAGAAGACUGAAUCUUUAAGUAUCUUGAUAUUUGAAAAAGGAAUAUACUGCACUCUUCUGUUUAGAAAUCUUGACUAAUAAAAUGCUUGGAGAAGCCUUCCUACUUGAACUCCUAUACAAGGAACAGAAAUAUACAACAUUUUGUAAACCACCUACAUGUAAGAAGACCUCAAAUGAUGAAAAGGAAACCUGGAAAAAGCAGCUCUUAGAUAUAGAAGACAAUUCACUUUCUCCUGAUAAAAUAGAAAAUCAACAAAAGGUUGAGAAAGAAAGGUUAACAAAGCAAAUUAAUGAUACAAAUAAAAUAAAAUUUGUAGAUGAAAUAACUGUACCAAAAUGCAAAAGUGCAUCCUUUCCAGGAAAUCUGUCUGUUGCGCUGCCCAUUCCAAACAGAGAACAAUGUGAUGAAAGACAACUGGAUUUAUACCGAUCUUGGUCAUGUACAAGUAUUUGCCAGAAUUAUCCUGACCUACAGAUUGGAGGAGACCAUGUGGGCAACAUGUAUGAUUCAGGCUGCUUUGUGGAACACAUACGUGAUGAUGCUUUUAAUGGUCCCCUUUUACUUUCAGUAGAUAUACCAUUGGGCCAUUCUCCCAUCGUUGAGCCUCUAGAGAAACUAUCUGCCUCAAAACUUUUGAAUGGAGAUGAAAUUCGAGAAAAAAGUAUGUUGUUUCAUAAGCAGCCUCGCUCUAAUUCUAUGCUUAAUAAGUAUAUGGAAAACAAGCUGGAUGAACUCUACAAACAAUUUUUGGAAGAAAAUCUCACUAAGUGCCUCUCUAUAACCAACCUUAUGGCUUCUAAUUUGCUAAUGAAUAAUGUAAAUCAGUUUAGCCUUCAAAUCUCUCAAGAGCAGAACGUAGAGGCUUCGAAAGCCCGGGAAGCUCUCCUACAUUCUUUUUCAAGAUGUAAUUUCUAUAACAUUUCCCAUGGAAACAGUUCUGAAUUCAGCACUCCUAACCUACAAAUAUCAAAACAGAGAAGUAGGGAAUUUGUAUCACAUGUAAUAUAAAAACCAAUUAUAGGUUCCUUGCACUGAUUUAAGAGAUUGGAGUAACAAUAGUUUUCUCUGCUUUAUCAUGUCACAUCAGGCCUCCUUUGGGCUGUGGUUAUUACAUUUGUUGAGAAAUUAUUUGGCCUUGGCAGGGUAGCUCAGUUGGUUAGAGCACCAUCCUUCAUACGCCAAGGAUGUGGGUUCGAUUCCCAGUCGGGGCACAAAUCUUUCUCUCUCUCUCUCUCUCCAUUCCUCUCUCUCACUAAAAUCAAUAAAUAGAAAACAGAAAUGAUUUCAUCAAUGGUAUAUCUGUAUUAUUUUAUGAGACAAUUUUAAUAAUUAAGCUGUAUGACCAUGUUUGUUAAUUAUUUUGACAUCUUUAAUGGUUGUCACAUUCGUGUUUGUAAAUUCUGUAUGGCUUAUUUAUUUAAUUGCCACUGGCACCCCAAAUUGAUUGCCUCACUCUUGCUCAUCAGCUUUAUUUACCACAAAAGUGGUACAAAAUUGAGAUGAGGAAAGUAUUAUUGCUUUCAGCUACUGAAAGGAUCACUAGAAAUGAUAGCUUACAGAACCAUUUAUUUGCCACAAAAAUAUUUAAAAUCUUAUGGAUUAUGCUUAUUCUUUGUUUUAUUUUUAACAUACAUACAGGUAUUUUGACACUGACAGUAAGAAUAGCCUAAAGGAAAUUCUUCAAACUAAAGUUGGAUUUAAAUGGCAUUGGAAAAGUAUGGAAGAAAGGCUUAAGGAAAAUAUAGAAUUUGACAUUGAAAUUUGCAAUUGAAACCUGGUGCUUUCUAUACUUACCUGGCAGGGGAGAUGCCAUGAUCAAGAAGGUGGUUUUCCCAGGGCGAGGCUUAUCCAUUGCACUCUAGAUGUGCUGACCCCUGCGAUUUCCCCAAAUGUGGGAAACUUGACUGCAUAAUUUGUAGUAGUGGGGGACUGAGUUUGCGCUCGCCCCUGACGGGGG
Messenger RNA from Myotis daubentonii (Daubenton's bat), 2076 nucleotides. Its product is annotated as TLR adapter interacting with SLC15A4 on the lysosome-like. Gene Ontology annotation, biological process: regulation of toll-like receptor signaling pathway. The record is from RefSeq and is a predicted model, not a curated record. Lineage: Eukaryota; Metazoa; Chordata; Mammalia; Chiroptera; Vespertilionidae.